AUGGCGCCCCUCCAGGCCGAUGACAUGAGAGUGCUGGGCCAGGACCCCCUCAUUCCACCUGCCCUGCUCAUUUCCGAGAUCCCUAUGACAGAUGAGGCUCUUCAGACAGUUAUCAAGGGGAGACGGGACGCUGUGGGCGUCAUCAUGGGUCGGAACGAUCGCCUUUUGGUCAUAGUCGGACCCUGCUCCAUCCAUGAUCCGGCCACAGCCAUUGAAUACGCACACAGGUUGAAGGCGGUUGCCGAAAAGUUCUCGGACGAUCUGGUUAUCGUGAUGCGCGCCUACCUCGAGAAACCGCGGACAACAGUGGGCUGGAAGGGCCUGAUCAACGAUCCCGAUAUCGACCAAACUUUCAAGAUCAACAAGGGGCUUCGGGUGUCCAGGCAGCUCUUCCGAGACCUUACCUCGACGGGCAUGCCCAUUGCCUCCGAAAUGCUUGACACGAUAUCCCCGCAGUUCCUGGCCGACUUCAUCUCAGUCGGUGCCAUCGGUGCGCGGACCACAGAGAGUCAACUUCACCGUGAGCUAGCCUCUGGUCUGUCUUUCCCGGUCGGCUUCAAGAACGGAACAGACGGAAAUCUCGGCGUCGCCAUUGAUGCCAUUGGCGCUGCCGCCGCCAAGCAUCACUUCAUGGGUGUCACCAAACAAGGUCUUGCAGCCAUUACCCGCACCAAGGGGAACGAGCACGGUUUUGUCAUCUUGCGGGGCGGCUCGAAGGGCCCCAAUUACGACAAGGCCAAUAUCCAAGCUGCCAAGGAGACCUUGAUCAAGAAGGGCCAGAAGCUGGCAAUCAUGGUGGACUGCUCCCAUGGUAACUCGAACAAGGACCACAGGAAUCAGCCCAAGGUCGCCAAGGUCAUUGCAGAGCAGCUGCGUGAAGGCGAGAAGGCCAUUAUCGGCGUCAUGAUCGAGUCCAACAUCAACGAGGGCAACCAGAAGGUGCCACCUGAGGGCCCUUCGGCCCUGAAGAAGGGCGUGAGCAUUACAGACGCCUGCAUUGACUGGGAGACGACCGUUGAAGUCCUCGAAGAUCUCGCAGCGGCUGUUCGUGAGCGCCGGAAAUUGACCGGCGGAGCAGAGAACGGCGAGCCGAAGACGACUCUGCUGGAGGAGGAGUAA
Chaetomium strumarium is the source of this 1119-nucleotide messenger RNA. RefSeq lists its product as uncharacterized. Gene Ontology annotation, cellular component: cytoplasm. The transcript has 3 exons. Gene Ontology annotation, biological process: aromatic amino acid biosynthetic process. Gene Ontology annotation, molecular function: 3-deoxy-7-phosphoheptulonate synthase activity. The record is from RefSeq and is a predicted model, not a curated record. The coding region runs from base 1 to 1119 and encodes 372 amino acids. NCBI's taxonomy places the organism in Eukaryota, Fungi, Ascomycota, Sordariomycetes, Sordariales, Chaetomiaceae.